This is a messenger RNA of Salvia splendens (bonfire salvia), 864 nucleotides long. Its product is annotated as serine/threonine-protein phosphatase 7 long form homolog. Bases 1 to 864 code for a protein of 287 amino acids. Gene Ontology annotation, biological process: meristem development; meristem maintenance. The record is from RefSeq and is a predicted model, not a curated record. The transcript is spliced from 2 exons. Lineage: Eukaryota; Viridiplantae; Streptophyta; Magnoliopsida; Lamiales; Lamiaceae.
AUGUAUUGGCUUGAUGUAUGGGGUUUCAGAGGCGUGGUUGAAUGUGGAAGGCCGAUGAAGAUGGACAACGAGCUUAUAACUGCCUUGAUCGAGCGCUGGAGGCCUAAGACACAGUGUUUCCACCUACCAGUUGGAGAAGUUACCGUAGCCUUACAGGAUGUGCAAAGCCUGUGGGGUUUGAGAGCAGACGGUCGUGUUUUCACUGGCCGUGACUACCCUAUUAGAUAUGAAGAUUGGCCCAGCAAGUGUCGAGAUGUGUUGGGAUGGAUACCUGACGCAGAAACAGAAACGAAGCAAGGUGGUUUGUUGAUGACAUCUCUGAUCCACCAAGCGACGAUACCUUUAGGUGAUGGGCUGCAUGAGUAUGCAUACAUCCAAAGAGCACGUAUACAUGCUCUGAUCUUGUUAGGGGGGCUUAUUAUACCGGACACCACAGGGUGCAAGGUCCCCUUUAUGUGGUUAAAUGCCUAUGACGAUCCGGAAGAAGUGGCUAAUAUCAGUUGGGGUAGUGAUGCUUUAGCAUUUCUGUAUCAUUAUCUGUGCGAGGCUUCUGUAGGCAGACAUAAAAGAGAUGUGGGUGGACCUAUGUUUCUGUGGACACCGUAUGCAGAUUGUAUCCUGCCUGAUUACUGCAUUGAUUCGACUGCAUCCUUCUUGUGCGACACUUAUUUGGUGUGCUGGUCAUUUGUCGAGGCACACGAGGCUAGACGCGUUUGCCGACAAUUUAACCGCUACCAACGUAUUCCUCAGUACUGUGAUAGGAUGUUACAUAAUGCCGGACAUUUGAGUAAAAGUCACCGCCGUGGGCGGAAGGGCACUGAUUGGGCUAAGGUACAUAAGUUCUUCAUUGAUGAAUGGGACUAG